AUGGAGCGACGACGCAUGAAGAACGCCAGGAACGCAAGAGAGUACCGAGCGGCGGCGGACCGGUUGGAUCAAUUGGAAGAGAACCACCAUUGGAAGUUGGAGGAAGACUCGGAGGACUGCGACAUGGAUUUGAUACGACAUCGACUGGACACACUGAAGCGGGCAAACCAUGCAGGAGACAUGGAGCAAAUGCUGUCGCACAUCCGCAACGACCUCAAGAGGGACCUCGGCGCGAUGUGCAACGUGCAAUUGUAUCUACAUUGCCACACCGGAACGAAAUUCUUGAUCGACGAAUACACAGAUGUUGUCAAGUACACGAUUGAACGAUUGAUGGAACACUGCGAGACGUUGGACGCUCCGAAUGUGGACCGAUAUUUGCAAGUGUUAAAGGCUGCGAGACAGUCGUUUGGGAAUACAGCACUGAUGUUGUCGGGAGGUGGGACGCUGGGCAUGUGUCAUAUCGGGGUGGUCAAGACUUUGCUAGACGAAGGACUGCUCCCAAGAAUUGUGUGCGGAUCUUCGGCGGGCAGCAUUGUCGGAUCAGUGCUUUGCACGCAGAAACCGGAGAUUGUUGCGGCAAAGCUGGACGAGCUAGUCCAAGGCGAUUUGAAUGUCUUUCAAGACGACAGUGAGAUUCAAGGAGUGAUCGGCAUGGGACUGAACAUCCUCUCCGGUGAACCCGGCUUUCGGAUCAAGAACCUCUGUCGGGUGAUGAGGAAUCUCCUCGGCGACAUCACCUUUAGAGAGGCCUACAACCGGACAGGAAUGGUGCUGAACAUUCACGUCUCUUGCGGAGACAGACACAACCUUCCUCGCCUGUUGAACCACAUGACAGCACCGAAUGUCCUCGUCUGGACAGCAGUCGCCUCGUCAUGCUCUCUCCCGCUCGUCUUCAAAUCCGGAGGCCUCAAAGAGAAGAACCCGGAAACAAGAGAGAUUGGCACCUGGGGCCAUCCAGACCACGAAUGGAUCGACGGCUCCAUCGCCGGCGACCUUCCCGCUCGAAUCCUGGAACGCCUCUUCAAUGUCAACAACUUCAUCGCUUCCCAAGUGAACCCUCAUGUCAUACAUUUCAUCCCAGCAGAGGGGGCAGUCUCGACGCCCGUUCGCAAGACCGCCAGUACCGUUUCCAGCACCCUUCUACACGGCUUCGUCGCCGUGGCUGAGCGAUUUGAUAAUUUCGCCCCCCUGCGCAUGGUUCACUCCAUCUUCAGCCAAUCCUAUACCGGCGACAUCACCAUAUUACCCAACACAAGAUUCUGUCGUCCUACAAAGAUCCUCGCGAACCCGGACGAAGACUUUAUGCGCAAAGCAGUCCGCUCCGGAGAGGAAGCCACAUGGCCGAAAAUCGACCGCAUCAGAAACAUGGUCGCCAUCGAACUCGCCCUCGACCGAGCGAUCAAACACGUUCACGGCGUCAAAUGGGCGAUUACCUACUACUGCGAUCAAGAUUUCUAA
Molecule: messenger RNA, 1458 nt
Organism: Zymoseptoria tritici IPO323
Lineage: Eukaryota; Fungi; Ascomycota; Dothideomycetes; Mycosphaerellales; Mycosphaerellaceae
Exons: 2
Coding region: 1-1458 (485 amino acids)
Biological process (GO): lipid metabolic process
Molecular function (GO): triacylglycerol lipase activity
Source: RefSeq, a predicted model, not a curated record